Messenger RNA from Cynocephalus volans (Philippine flying lemur), 3132 nucleotides. RefSeq names its product recombination activating 1 (gene RAG1). The coding region runs from base 1 to 3132 and encodes 1043 amino acids. Gene Ontology annotation, molecular function: ubiquitin protein ligase activity; metal ion binding; sequence-specific DNA binding. The record is from RefSeq and is a predicted model, not a curated record. NCBI's taxonomy places the organism in Eukaryota, Metazoa, Chordata, Mammalia, Dermoptera, Cynocephalidae. Gene Ontology annotation, cellular component: DNA recombinase complex; nucleus; endodeoxyribonuclease complex. The transcript has a single exon. Gene Ontology annotation, biological process: V(D)J recombination; pre-B cell allelic exclusion; adaptive immune response.
AUGGCUGUCCCUUUGCCACCCACCCUGGGGCUCAGUUCUGCCCCAGAUGAAAUUCAACACCCACAUAUUAAAUUUUCAGAAUGGAAAUUUAAGCUGUUCAGAGUGAGAUCCUUUGAAAAGGCACCUCAAGAAGCUCAAAAGGAAAAGAAGGAUUCCCCCGAGGGGAAGCCCUCUCUAGAGCAAUCUCCAGCGGUCCCGGACAAGGCUUGUGGUCAGCAGCCGGUCCUGACUCAAGCAGCCUUAAAUUCCCAUUCUAAGUUUUCCAAGAAGUCACACGAUGAUGGGAAAGCAAGAGACAAAGCUAUUCACCAAGCCAAUCUUCGCCAUCUCUGCCGCAUCUGUGGGAAUCCUUUUAAAACUGUUGAGCACAACAGGAGAUACCCAGUCCAUGGGCCUGUGGAUGGUAAAACCCAAGUCCUUCUACGUAAGAAGGAAAAGAGAGCCACUUCCUGGCCAGACCUCAUUGCUAAGGUUUUCCGGAUCGAUGUGAAAGCAGAUGUUGACUCGACUCACCCCACUGAGUUCUGCCAUAACUGCUGGAGCAUCAUGCACAGGAAGUUUAGCAGUGCCCCAUGUGAGGCUUACUUCCCAAAGUAUGCAACAAUGGAGUGGCAUCCCCACACACCGUCCUGUGACAUCUGCCACACUGCCCAUCGGGGACUCAAGAGGAAGAGCCAUCAGCCCAAUGUGCACCUCAGCAAAAAACUCAAAACUGUGCUUGACCAAGCAAGACAAACCCAUCAGCGCAAGAGAAGGGCACAGGCAAGGAUCAGCCACAAGGAAGUCUUGAAGAAGAUUGCCAGCUGUGGUAAGAUACAUCUUAGUACCAAGCUCCUCACAGUGGAUUUCCCAGUGCAUUUUGUGCAAUCUAUCUCUUGCCAGAUUUGUGAACACAUUCUGGCUGACCCUGUGGAGACCACCUGUAAGCAUGUAUUUUGCAGGAUCUGCAUUCUCAGAUGCCUCAAAGUCAUGGGCAGCUAUUGUCCCUCUUGCCAACAUCCAUGCUUCCCUACUGACCUGGAGAGUCCGGUGAAGUCCUUUCUGAGCAUCUUGAAUUCCCUGAUGAUAAAAUGCCCAGCAAAAGAGUGCAAUGAGGAGAUCAGCUUGGAAAAAUAUAAUCACCACAUCUCAAGCCACAAGGAAUCAAAAGAGACCUUUGUGCAUAUUAAUAAAGGUGGCCGGCCCCGCCAGCAUCUGCUGUCAUUGACCCGAAGAGCUCAGAAGCACCGGCUGAGGGAGCUUAAGAUGCAAGUCAAGGCAUUUGCUGACAAAGAAGAAGGUGGAGAUGUAAAGUCAGUGUGCCUGACCUUGUUCCUGCUGGUGCUGAGGGCGAGGAAUGAGCACAGACAAGCCGACGAGCUGGAGGCCAUCAUGCAGGGACGGGGCUCUGACCUGCAGCCAGCUGUCUGCUUGGCCAUCCGCGUCAACACAUUCCUCAGCUGCAGUCAGUACCACAAGAUGUACAGGACCGUGAAAGCCAUCACGGGGAGGCAGAUUUUUCAGCCUUUGCAUGCUCUACGGAAUGCUGAGAAAGUCCUUCUGCCAGGCUACCACCCCUUUGAGUGGCAGCCACCUCUGAAGAACGUGUCUUCCAGCACCGAUGUUGGUAUUAUUGAUGGACUGUCUGGACUGUCGUCCUCUGUGGAUGACUACCCAGUGGGUACCAUUGCAAAGAGGUUCCGUUAUGAUGCAGCUUUGGUGUCUGCUUUGAUGGACAUGGAAGAAGAGCUCUUGGAAGGCCUGAGAUCCCAAGACCUUGACGACUACCUGAAUGGCCCCUUCACUGUAGUGGUGAAGGAGUCUUGUGAUGGAAUGGGAGAUGUGAGUGAGAAGCAUGGCAGCGGGCCAGCAGUUCCAGAAAAGGCGGUUCGUUUUUCAUUUACUGUCAUGAAAAUCACUAUAGCGCAUGGCUCACAAAAUGUGAAGGUGUUUGAGGAAAUCAAGCCUAAUUCUGAACUGUGUUGCAAGCCACUGUGCCUUAUGCUGGCAGAUGAGUCUGACCAUGAGACCCUGACUGCCAUCCUGAGCCCUCUCAUUGCCGAGAGGGAGGCCAUGAAGAGCAGUGAAUUAAUGCUUGAGAUGGGAGGUAUCCUCAGGACUUUCAAGUUCAUCUUCAGAGGCACGGGAUAUGAUGAAAAGCUCGUUCGGGAAGUGGAAGGCCUUGAGGCUUCUGGCUCAGUCUACAUUUGUACUCUUUGUGAUGCCACCCGCCUGGAAGCCUCUCAAAAUCUUGUCUUCCACUCCAUAACCAGGAGCCAUGCUGAGAACCUGGAACGCUAUGAGGUCUGGCGUUCCAACCCGUACCACGAGUCUGUGGAAGAACUUCGUGAUCGGGUGAAAGGGGUCUCAGCAAAACCUUUCAUUGAGACAGUCCCUUCCAUAGAUGCGCUCCAUUGUGACAUUGGCAAUGCGGCUGAGUUCUACAAGAUCUUCCAGCUAGAGAUAGGGGAGGUGUACAAGAAUUCCAAUGCUUCCAAAGAGGAAAGGAAAAGAUGGCAGGCCACACUGGACAAGCAUCUCCGGAAGAAGAUGAACCUAAAACCAAUCAUGAGGAUGAAUGGCAACUUUGCCAGGAAGCUCAUGACCAAAGAGACUGUUGAUGCUGUUUGCGAGUUAAUUCCUUCUGAGGAGAGGCACGAAGCUCUCAGAGAGCUGAUGGACCUUUACCUGAAGAUGAAGCCUGUAUGGCGAUCAUCAUGCCCUGCAAAAGAGUGCCCAGAAUCUCUCUGCCAGUACAGUUUCAAUUCACAGCGUUUUGCUGAGCUCCUCUCUACCAAGUUCAAGUAUAGAUAUGAGGGCAAAAUCACCAAUUAUUUUCACAAAACCCUGGCACACGUCCCUGAAAUUAUCGAGAGGGAUGGCUCUAUUGGGGCGUGGGCAAGUGAAGGAAAUGAAUCUGGCAACAAACUGUUCAGGCGCUUCCGGAAAAUGAAUGCCAGGCAGUCCAAGUGCUAUGAAAUGGAAGAUGUCUUGAAACACCACUGGUUGUAUACCUCCAAAUAUCUCCAAAAGUUUAUGAAUGCUCAUAAUGCCUUAAAAAACUCUGGGUUUACCGUGAACUCUCAGACAAGCUUAGGGGACCCAUUAGGCAUAGAGGACUCUCUGGAAACCCAAGAUUCAAUGGAAUUUUAA